Vitis vinifera (wine grape) is the source of this 2078-nucleotide messenger RNA. RefSeq lists its product as uncharacterized. The transcript is spliced from 8 exons. The coding region runs from base 165 to 1769 and encodes 534 amino acids. NCBI's taxonomy places the organism in Eukaryota, Viridiplantae, Streptophyta, Magnoliopsida, Vitales, Vitaceae. Gene Ontology annotation, cellular component: spliceosomal complex. The record is from RefSeq and is a predicted model, not a curated record.
CAAACAAAGGCUCGCGUCGCGGGCCGAAUUAGUCCAAUGAAUCCAGGACCAAGAGCAUACUCGCAGCUGAGCCCACUCUAAUUAACCAUAUUUCCAGAACCUCUUCUACUCUAUUCCGCCUGUUGACACUUGAUAGUAGGGUUUACAACAUCCUCCUCCUGGCAAUGGAGCUCGCCAACGCCCGGAGCGCACUCAAACGCAAACGAAACGACGCCAUUGAACCCUUCGACAACGGCACCGCCGCCGCCGCUACCACCGACGUCUCCUCUAUUGACCUCUCUCUCCUGGAGGCCGUAGAGAAGUCACAAACCACUGUGGAAGUUCUCGACCUGAAAACCCUAAAAAAGCUGGUCCUCGCCUUCGAGCGCCGUCUCCGUGACAAUAUCGAAGCCCGGUUGAAAUACCCGGAUCAACCCGAUAAGUUCGCUGACUCCGAAAUUGAGCUCCACGAUGAGAUCCAACGCCUUAAGACCCUCGCCGGUGGGCCUGAACUUUAUCCCGAUUUGGUCAAUCUCAACGUAAUCCCUUCUAUUCUCGGCUUGUUGUCGCACGACAACUCCGACAUCGCUGUCGACGUCGUUGGGCUCCUCCAAGACCUCACCGACGAGGACGUGUUGGAGGACAAUGACGAGCCGGCUAGGGUUUUGGUGGACGCGUUGAUUGAGAACAAUGUGUUGGAGCUUCUGGUUCAGAAUCUGACCCGGUUGUCGGAGUCCGACCCGGAUGAGAUGGCCGCGGUCUAUGCUACCCUCUCCACCCUUGAGAAUUUGAUUGAGGUGAAGCCAGCUGUGGCGGAGAUGGUCUGCGAAAGGACUAAGCUGAUGCGGUGGCUGUUGGGAAAGAUAAAGGUGAGGGAGUUCGAUAGUAAUAAGCAGUAUGCAUCGGAGAUUUUGGCCAUUUUGUUGCAGAACAGUGCAGCAAAUCAGCGGCGGUUGGGGCAGAUGAAUGGGGUUGAUGUGGUGCUUCAGGCGGUGGCAAUGUACAAGUCACGGGACCCGAAGACAGCAGAUGAGGAGGAGAUGGUGGAGAAUUUGUUUGAUUGCUUGUGUUGCUUGUUGAUGCCGUUGGAGAAUAAAGAAAGAUUCGUCAGAGCUGAGGGGGUUGAGUUGAUGAUCAUUAUUAUGAAGCAGAAGAAGUUGGCUUAUGGCUCCGCCAUAAGAGCACUUGAUUUUGCGAUGACAAAGUAUCCACCGGCAUGUGAGCGGUUUGUGGAUGUGUUGGGCUUGAAGACUGCAUUUGCGGCUUUCAUGGGUAAGAUUCCUAUGAGCAAGAAGAAUAAGAAAGAACGCUACCAAGAAGAGUUAGAAGAGCGUAUUAUAUCAUUGAUUGCAUCAUUAUUUGGUGGAAUCUUGAGGGGUUCUAGAAGGGAUAGAUUGUUAAGUAAGUUUGUGGAAAAUGAGUGUGAAAAGAUAGACCGUCUUAUGGAACUUUACAUAAGAUAUUCGGACAGAGUUAAAGCUGAGACCAAAAGGAUGAACCAACUUAAACUUGAUGAUUUAGAGAUGGAUGAAGAUGAAAGAUACAAUCGACGACUGGAGGCUGGACUUUACACUCUUCAGUUGAUUUCAAUCAUUUUGGGUCAUCUUUGGUCUUCUGAGAAUCCCCGGAUGCGAGCGAGAAUUGAACUACUACUCAAGCAGCAAAGAAUUACCAAAGAGGACAUCAUAGAUAUACUUCAGGAAUAUCAUGACAACAUUGGAGAUGUUGAUGGACCGGAGGAAAAGGAGCGUGCACAGGCAAAGAUCCAAAAGUUCAUCUUAGCCUUUUGACCAAUUGAAUGAUUCCUCGCAGUUCAAACCUUGAAAGAAGGUUUUUGGUUCAGGCAGGCAUGUAAUUUAUAUUAUCGUUUAUUUGAAUAUACAUUGGUUGAGGGUUAGGUUUGAAGUGGAUGCAUCAGUGAUGUGAUUUAGUCAUACUUCGGUUUGGUACUGAUUGAGAAUAUGUCAGCUUAAUGUUUAAGCUUCUCAACAGCCAAAAAUGCCCACAUCUAAUUACAGUUUUUAGAAUAUGGUGGCAUCACAACCGGACUUGACAAUUUUUGGAAUUGACCCAAUUUUUAUCUUACACGAGUUUUACUA